AAAAUCAUUGGCCAACUUCUAACACUUGCACAGCCUACUAAUUGGCCGAGCUGCGUGAUCUCUGGGAAAAAAUGCCAUGAAACCACGCAGUGUGUCGUUGCUUAUCAGCUCCCGCUUUUGACUUCCACAACCUCUCUGCAUACUCUGCUUGCUUUGGUCUUCGUCUCUCUCUCCAAACCCAUGUCUGCUGCGCAAGACCUCGACCAAAUAAUGGAAUAGGGUUUCUCUAUUCUUUCCCAGGUAAACAGAUUCUUCAACUCAAAUUCCCGAAGUUUCAGUCUUUAUUUCCUCAAUUUUCACCAUAAUCCAAUUGGGUUUCUUCAAUAUUCUGAAUUUCAAUACCAUGGAUCCGGGUUUUUCUCAAUUACCCAGUUCAAGUCUCAGUUCUGGUGACCAGACCCUUUCACCCAAUUUCAGUGAGUACCCAAGUAGUGACCCUUUUGUAGAUCUUAGCUUUUUGGACCAAAAUCCCCGUAACUCUGCUCUGUCACCGAGCUUGAGCCCUGAGGGAGAUGACAGUGAUUACUCUGAUAGCGUGCUCAAGUACAUAAACCAGGUGCUUAUGGAGGAGGACAUGGUGACAAAACCUUGUAUGUUCCAUGACCCUUUGGCUGUCCAAGCCGCUGAGAAAUCUCUUUAUGAGGUUCUUGGUGAAAAGUACCCACCUUCCCCAGACCAACACCCUCUUAAUAUUGAGAGCCCAGAUUGUCCUUUUUCUGUAACUUUCAGUGACUUUAGUGCCAUUAACAGUUCUAGUUCUAGUACUAGCCAUUCGGUCGAUUCUCGGUGGAGUAAUGCUGAUGUUAUUGAGAAUAAGCCCUCUAUAUUGGAAACCCCAAUUCCUGAUAACUUUGUUUUCCAGUCCACUUCAAAACCUAGGUCUCAAUUGUCGUCGAAUGGGUUGGUGGGUUCUUACAUGAGUGAGCUUAUGGUUUCUAAUUUGUUUAGUGAGAGUGAAUUGGUUUUGCAAUUUAACAGAGGGGUAGAGGAGGCCAGUAAGUUUCUUCCUAGAGGUCAGUUGAUUGUUGAUAUAGAGAACAACAAGCCCUAUACAGUGGCAAGUGGAAAGGCUGAAGAUGUGGUGGUUAAGACCGAGAAGGAUGAUAUCGAGCUUUUGGCUACAAGUUCAAGAGGAAAGAAAAGUCAUGAGAGGGAGGAUACAGAUUUGGAGGAUGGGAGGAGCAACAAGCAAUCUGCGGUUUAUCUGGAGGAUACGGAGGCUGAGCUAUCAGAGAUUUUUGAUAAGGUGCUGCUCUGUGGUGGGGGGAAAGCAGAGCCUUUUUUGUGUGGAGGUGAAGAAAUAUGUCACGAUGAAGCAAACAAGGCCCUGCAUGUUGGAACUGGAAAUGGGAAGACUCGUGCCAAGAAAAAGGGCGAUAAGAAGGAAGUGGUUGACUUAAGGACUCUUCUGAUCUUAUGUGCGCAAGCUGUUUCUGCUGAUGAUCGUAGGACUGCUAAUGAGCUACUAAAGCAGAUUAGGCAGCACUCUUCCCCAUUUGGUGAUGGCUCUCAGAGGUUGGCCCAUUGCUUUGCAAAUGGCCUUGAAGCACGGUUGGCUGGCACUGGAACUCAGAUAUAUACUGCUCUAUCUUCUAAAAGAACGUCAGCUGCUGAUAUGCUGAAGGCUUACCAAACUUAUAUUGCAGCCUGCCCCUUCACGAAGGUUGCGAUAAUCUUUGCAAAUCAUAUGAUUUCGAAAUUAGCUGAGAAUGCAGAAGCACUUCAUAUUAUAGAUUUCGGCAUCCUUUAUGGUUUUCAAUGGCCUGCUCUCAUCCAUUGCCUCUCAAGAAGAGCUGGGGGGCCUCCAAAGCUACGCAUUACUGGAAUAGAGCUUCCCCAAAGUGGUUUUCGGCCUGAAGAAAGAGUCCAAGAGACAGGGCAUCGGUUAGCAAAGUAUUGUGAGCGACAUAAUGUUCCUUUUGAGUACACUGCCAUAGCAAAGAAAUGGGAAACCAUCCAAAUUGAGGAACUCAAAGUUACAAGAGAUGAAGUGGUUGCUGUGAAUUGUCUGUUCCGGUUUAAGAACCUACUUGAUGAGACAGUUGCGGUUAAUAGUCCAAGGGAUGCUGUUCUAAAUUUAAUUAGGAGGAUGAAUCCUGAUAUUUUUGUCCAUAGCAUUAUUAACGGAUCCUACCAUGCCCCCUUCUUCGUCACACGCUUCAGGGAGGCACUGUUCCACUUCUCUGCAAUGUUUGAUAUGUCUGAUACCAAUUUACCUCGUGAAGAUCCGAUGAGAUUGAUGUUUGAGGAAGAGUUCCUUGGACGUGAGGUUGUGAACACAAUAGCUUGCGAGGGUUCUGAGAGAGUUGUGAGGCCUGAGACAUAUAAGCAGUGGCAGGUUCGGAACAUGAGGGCUGGGUUCAAACAGCUGCCAUUGGACCGUGAACUCAUGAACAAAUUAAGGACGAAAGUGAAACUGGGGUACCACCGUGAUUUUGUGGUUGAUGAAGACGGUAACUGGAUGCUGCAAGGAUGGAAGGGCAGGAUUAUCUACGGUUCCUCCUGUUGGGUACCAUCUAGGACUUGAAAUGCAUGUUUGUUAGAACUGACAUACACAAAUAGGCAGGUACCAGUACUGUCCAACCUUAAAUGUAACCAUGUAUGUUUGGGAGCUUGGACAACCGGAAAUUAACUGCUGUAGUUCUAUUUAGAUAGGUAGAUAGUAUUGCAUUUUGCACCACCACUGUCUAGGUGACAUUGUGCUGGCUAGGUUUUCGUAAUUUCUAGUCUGUUAGUUUCACCUGGACUUGCCUGGAGUCAGAAUCCUCCACUGUAUAUAGACCAUUUGGGGUAGAUCAGCAGGCGCCUCCUAUGUAGCUUAUAUGUAGUCGAUGAAAAAAAAAAAGGUUGAUGCAAUGAUCUUGCAUUGCCAUAACUCUAUUAGAAAGAUGGUUCAUGAACUAUUGUAAUGUUGAACUUUCUAGUUUUCUUUUCA
Messenger RNA from Prunus avium (sweet cherry), 2935 nucleotides. Its product is annotated as scarecrow-like protein 14. NCBI's taxonomy places the organism in Eukaryota, Viridiplantae, Streptophyta, Magnoliopsida, Rosales, Rosaceae. The record is from RefSeq and is a predicted model, not a curated record.